AUGAAAUUUCUCUUUCGCUUAGGCUGCUGGACCGAUCCACGGCAGCUGCGCUGGUAGCAAAAAAGUUUCGCAUCGUCCAUCUUUCUCAGCCCUGCCCGCCACGAGAAUUCGCCUGGCGCUGGGCAGGUGCAGGCUCACUACUUCAGCGCCGAAAGCUGGAGCUGCUGAAACACACAGCCGCGUCCGGCGUGCUAGCAAACCUGGCGUACGCGGUUCAGACCACCGGCGUUGACCUCCCCUCCCACCCUGCCAUCGCUGAGUCCGCGGCCGCGGCCGGACGUUGCGAGGUGCUGCUAUGGCUGCAUGGCCGCGGCUGCCCCGUUCAUGUGGACAGCGUGCUGCGUGCCGCGGUGGCGUCGCGGCAGAUGGACACUUUCAUGUACCUGAUGGAGCACUGCUGCAGCAGUGGGGCCGGCAGCAAGGCGUGCUGGGGCCGGGUAGGAGAGGACCAUCUGGGAGCGCUAGAGGCUGCAGCGGAGGUGGGCCGUCAGGACGUGUGUGCCUGGCUGCUGGCGCACCUCUGGGGCUGGCACCUGCGCGCGGCGGCGGCGGCCGCGCGUCACGGGCACGUGGGGCUGCUGCACUGGCUGCUGCAGCGCCGCCCGCCCGGCCCACCGCCGCCCGCCGCAUUCGUGGACGACGGCGCAGCAGCCGCGGCCGUCGGCGGACAUACCAGCAGGCCAGCCAGAUUGCAGGCGGCUGGGGAGCUGCUUGCGGCUGUGGCGUGGGGAUGCCCGCUGGCAGAGCUCCGGCAAUGCUAUCAGGGUGAGGGGCUGGAGGGCCCGGGCGGGCUGCUGCAGCAGCCCGGUGUUGGCGUUGACGAGGAUGAGGCAGCAGUCCGUGCAGCACAGCAGCGUUUCCGUGACACGGUGCUAGCGGCCGCCGCCGCCAGCCCGCUGCCGGACUGGCGCGCUAAGGCGCAGUGGCUGCUGGCGCCGCCGCGGUGCCACCCGGUUACGUGGGCCACACUGUGUGCGGUGGUGGCGGCGGCGCGGAGUGACGAAGCGGCGGCGGAGCGGCUGGCGUUCCUGUGUCGCCACUGGCAUCAGGACGCGCCAUGUGGCGGCUGGGACAGGGACGUGGCUGCCCUGGCGGUCGCGGCCAUCCGCAGGGGCUUUGCGCAGGCGCUGGGGUGGGUGCUGCGCGAGAAGGUGGGGCAGCCGGCGGCGGCUGGCGAGCAGCAGAAAGGUCAACAGGAGGAGCCGCAGCCACAGGCGCUUGCGGCUGAAGAGGUGGUUGCAAGCGCCGUGGCACACAACCAGGUGGCCUGUCUGCAGGCGCUGGAGGCGGCGGGCGUGGACGUGCAGAGCGCCCUGCGGCUGGGUGUGGCGGCUGGGCGGCCCGACGUCGUGCUCUGGGCGCUGAUGUCGCCAACAGGGCCCCACGCAGGCACCCGGCGGCCUGGCGGUGGUCGCGGGGCCCUCACACCCGACCUGCUGGCGCAGGCUGCGGCGGCGCAGGACGCGGCGACCUUCCGCGUGAUGUGCCGGCACCUGAAGCAUGCCGGGUCCGGAGGCGAUGACGCGGCAACCCAAGCGGCAGCAGGCAGCAGCAGCAGUUGCAGCGGCCCCCCCAGUGGGGGCGGCAGUGGGGGCGACGGUGAGCAACUCGCCGCCGCGGUGGCGGCGGCGGCGGCGUGCCCGUGCCUUCGCGACCGGCCGCACCUGCGGGAGUGGAUGCGGCAGCAGGUGGAGCUGCUGUGCCGACAGGAGGCGCGGCGGGGCACGGGUCGUGGGCCCGAGCAGGGCAGUGAGGAUGGCAGCAGCAGCGAUGAGGAGCUGUCCGACCUGGUCCACGAGGCAGAGGAGGCACUGGCGCGGGAGUCGCAGCAGCGGCAGCAGCAGCAGCGGGAGGCGGUGUCGCAGGAGGUGGGCGCCAGCAGGGUGCUCAUUUGCGCCGUGUCGUGAUGUGCGUCGUUGGCCAUGCGCGUGCGUCUGCGGCCCGCCCGUGCUUGUGGCGCGGGGCUAUCAGAUCGGCACAGCCGCAUGUGCAUGGCGGAGCGAGCGCACCUUCCAGCAGUUGGAGCGGCACAACGCUCCCAGAUGUGCUGUACCUACUUCAGGCGCAAUGUGCGGACUGCUAGUCCCGUGUGCGCCGUUGGGUUGCCAGUUGUCAUGCAGUUCUCGCGCUGUUACAUCCAAACGUGUUUGUCGUGUGCGCUGCAAUGUUACAAUCAGGGACAACGUGCGUGCGUGUGCGCGUGGAUGAUGGAGGCCAGGGGCUACUUGACUGCUUGGGUACGGCUGUCUGUGGGGUUGUUUUAGCCGGUGUAGGAUGUCAUGUGGCUCCCUGAUCUUUGCUCUGGGCCACGGGCGGCAGCGGUGUGGCGGACCGUCCAUAAACGGGGUAAUCGGACUGGUGGACUGUUGGGGUACCCCAACCGGGCAGACGACACCCCGGCAUGUGCCAUGGCACUCAUCGCACCCAUCACACCUGAAGUCCAAAAAACCUUCAUGGGACGCAAUAAAUUCAUCAACAGUUAAACUUUUGUGCACGGUUGACGACCAUAAACACAUCUAUGGUUUGCCAAGAAUGGGUCGGUCAUGUUCGGCCACUCUGCCACACGUAGCCCUACUUCUUAUUCUCAUCUUGGCGUCAGGGAGAGCUCUAGGUGUCAUCUACGUUGAUGUUACUGACGAGCAGGGCUUGAGAGCAGCGGUAGACGCCUCAACAUACGUCAAUGCCACAAAAGUAGUAGUGCGCCUGCCCGGCGGACCUUUAUCUGUAUCAAAUACAGUUCGUAUUACCGCUUUCGAC
This is a messenger RNA of Chlamydomonas reinhardtii, 2757 nucleotides long. RefSeq lists its product as uncharacterized. The record is from RefSeq and is a predicted model, not a curated record. Gene Ontology annotation, molecular function: glycerophospholipase activity. The coding region runs from base 366 to 1907 and encodes 513 amino acids. The transcript has 5 exons. Gene Ontology annotation, cellular component: endoplasmic reticulum; membrane; cell periphery. Lineage: Eukaryota; Viridiplantae; Chlorophyta; Chlorophyceae; Chlamydomonadales; Chlamydomonadaceae. Gene Ontology annotation, biological process: ceramide biosynthetic process; sphingolipid catabolic process.